Salvia hispanica is the source of this 698-nucleotide messenger RNA. Its product is annotated as embryo defective 2752. NCBI's taxonomy places the organism in Eukaryota, Viridiplantae, Streptophyta, Magnoliopsida, Lamiales, Lamiaceae. The record is from RefSeq and is a predicted model, not a curated record.
UACAAAUCUGUAACCCAAUCAUCUUUCUAAACUGAUCGGAUAGCCCUUUUGCUGAAAUUCCGCUCCGAUUUGAUCGUCUUUACUUCUUGUUUGCACUCCACAAUUAGUUUUAGAAAUCGCUUUCGAUUGGUGGCUUCUCACCACGCACCCCAACUGGUAGGUAGAAUCGGGAAAUGGCGAGCUACCUGUGGAGGAAAUACGCUGAUUAUGUGUACACAAAGUGGGAGAGAACGCUUCUGUGGGAUAUGAUCGAGCCUUACAAGCGUCCCAAGUCGUUCACCCCUCUCAUCACCAUCUAUGUCUGUGCUUUUUACACUGGGGUUAUUGGGGCUGCCAUCAAAGAGCAGCUCUACAAGGAGAGAUUCUGGGAUGAGCACCCUGGGCAUGACGUUCCAUUGAUGAAGCCGGUGUUCUAUCGAGGGCCUUGGAGAGUUAUGAGAGGUGAUGUUCCUGCAUUCAUCAAGAAAUAGUCAGCAACGGGCUAGUCGUUGCUACUCAGUUUCUUCACUCUACAUGCCUAACAAGGAACUGCAGCAUCAUGUUUGCUCUUGUGAUUCUUAGUCAUGGAUAACUGCAAACAGAUUAUGGUCAUUUACUAGAUAAUACGAAUAAUCUUGUAUGACGAUGAACUGAUGAUCCCCAACUUUGUUUGGUCUCUGUUACUCAUUUUAAUAUACGAUGCCAUGUGGUUGAGCUUA